GUGUAUGGAGUCAUCCCGUUGCUGUAGGCGGGGGCGAGCCCCUUUGCCCGUGAUAUUAAUGUGUUUUCCCGCUAUGCCAGUCUAUGAAACAUCACGCACGCAUUGGCUAUUGCUUGCCUCUUGUGUUGUCCUUCGUUUGCAAACAGUGGAUAGGAACUUAACCCGUUUGUGUUGACAGCUGCUGAAGUCCUUUACAAUGACUCGUCGAAAACAGUCGAAGCCCAGACCUUUGAAAGGUCAAGCUGACAGGUUAAAUACCAAGGAAGAUAGUGUGAUUUUGGGGAAGAAACGUUGCUCCUGGGAAAGAAGAAAAGAGAGGGAUGAGGAGAGGGAACAUUGUGGGGAAGAGAAGGAUGAAGUUGCUAAAGAACACAAGAGUGCAAGCCUAAAACAAUCUGAAUCAUUCACCCAAGAGAUGCACUGCCAUGGUUCAGCAAAUCAUAAUGUUGAGGAAGAUGAAAUAUGUCGUUUAGCUUCUCUUUCCUCUGCUCACUCCUCCAUUGAUCAUGAAGAUGGAUGUGAGCUUGGAUUCAAGGGAGACACAUAUAGAGAUCAUCAGAGACUUAAUCAGUGCAGAAGGGCAAACACCCCUUUGCCUGGCAACAGUUCAGUACCUCUCGAAUUAUUCCAAACGGAUGUCAGCAGUGAGAGCCCCACGAAAAGCAAACAGGGCUUGAGUAAUCAAUAUGAACAGGGCAGUGCUACAUCCUCCCGACAUCUCUCUCUUGUAAAUAAUCCGCAGAAUAACAUGGGGGAAUCUGAGAAAAGACAACCUCCAGAUUUUGCUGCACAAGAUCAGUCAUGUUUCUCAAUGCCAGAAUGCACUUGUGCCACCUCACACAUGUCCAGUCCAGCCACUCCAAAUGCUCCAGGAGUAUCUCCUUGUGCAGAAAAGAGAAAGUCUCAGUUUGUCUCAAACAAUUGUUUAGGAAUCUCCAAAAAGCUCAAGGUUUUCAAUGAUUUUGUUCAUUGUCACAACUGCAUGGACCAUAGAGCAUGUCCACAGACCCCACUCAAGGACAAUGAAAUCCACCCAAGUUCUGAGAUCCUGACCUUUCCAUCGGAACUAAAGGAGCACCAGAAAGAGGCUAAUGUGAUGCUAGAUCACUCCGUGUUGCUUGAAGCUGCAAUCACAGCGGCCGUUCAGACAGUUCUUCAGUGUAGCUUCUGUCCCACAUCAUUAAAAGACCUGAAAGCCCUUCAAGAGCAUGUUCGCCAAUCACACAACUCAGCUUUAAUCGAAAGCAACGUCUUUUUCUGUUCCCAGUGCUUCCGAGGAUUCCUGACAAAGGACACGCUAGAUAAUCACGUGCGGCAGACACACUGUAAAAACCAGAGUCUGAAACUUGAUCCAGAUGCAGAGGAAACAGCAGAAAGACAGUCUUUGCAAUUCUGUCCAUACUGCACCCAUUUGCCUACAUUUAACAGUAAGGUAAAACUGAUGCAGCAUAUCAAAAAGACACACAAGAACAUUCAUUUGAUGAACCUUAAAGAAGGAAGGAAGACAAUGGGUUCAACAUCACCCCAAUCAAUCAAGAGUGUGGCCCAAAAAACUAGCUAUGGUGCAUUACCUUCAACCGACUUCAUCUGUGACCACUGUGGGGCUAAAUACACCGAUCUGGAUCUGUUUCAAACUCACUUGAGUUCCCACCUGAAGAGUAUGCUUCCAAAACUUACAUGUCCCGAGUGUUUCAAGGAUUUCCCAAACCAAGAAUCUUUUAAGGAACACACAGUGUCUCAUUUUAGCAAUUCAUCUACGCUUUACAUCUGUGAGAGCUGCAGUAAGUCCUUUACCAGUGUCAAAGACUUACAUGGGCACCUACUUGAGAUGCACACCGUUGUGUUUUACCGAUGUUCCCUCUGCCAGCAGAUGUUCGACUCCACGGUGUCUAUUCAGGUUCACCUGGCCUCCGAGCACAGUAACAAGAAAACCACAUUCCACUGUACGUCGUGCGAAUGGGACUUCAAGCAAGAGCAUGACUUGCACCUGCAUGUCAAACAGAAACAUCUUGACAAACAAUGCAAGAUGUACUGUUGCAUCUUCUGUGCAGAGUCCUUUACCACAGACAUUGAGUUGCAGUGUCAUAUCACGACACAUAGCGACAAAUGCAGUCCCUGUGUCUGUACCAAUACCAGAUCUCCCCUCGAGGUGCCCUUACACGAGAAACUCUGUGCCAAGAGUGCUGAAGGUAACAACGUGACCCCUCCACCUGUCUCCGAACCAGUUGCCAAAGACAGCGCUGGAAAGCUGCCAGUGAAUAGUGAAAUAAGAGUCGGUAAGGUGGAAUCGCUGUUUAGCCCUCCCACCGAAAGCAAAGGGAAGGCAAAUCUGAACGAUCCUAUGUUUGCCUGUGAAAUCUGUGGUGCUUCUUACACCAUGCAGUCCUUGCUCGCCAACCACCAGCUGCGAGAUCACCACAUCCAGCCUGGGGAGAGUGGCACUCUCAAGCGCAAAGUGGAGGCAAUCCAAGGGAGCCACAAAUGCAAAGACUGUUCCAAGACCUUCUUCACUGAGAUGGCACUGUGGGAGCACGUCCAGACUCAUCUAGGCCCCACCAAGCACUGCCAAUGCCCCAUCUGUGGAGAGCGCUUCCCUUCACUGCUAACUCUGACUGAACACAAGGUCACCCACAGCAGGAGCUUGGACACAGGCAACUGCCGCAUCUGCAAGCUUCCUCUUCGCAGUGAGGAGGACUUCCUGGAACACUGUCAGAGGCACCCCGACCUGCACAACUCGCUGACAGGCUUCCGCUGUGUGGUGUGCAUGCAGACGGUCACCUCCACUCUUGAGCUGAAAAUUCAUGGAACUUUCCACAUGCAAAAGGUCCAGGGUGAUGAUCUGAUCAACAGCCGCAUGGAUCCCUCUAUCCUUAAUCCUGACCUUAAAAUCUCCUCAAGUGUUGCUCAGCAGGAAACGGUCACUAUGAAUGUCAGUACAUUUGAGCAUAGACUCCGAGACGAUAAGACUAGCAUUUCCGUAGUCAAUUGUUGUUCGGCUACGGCACUCAUACCAGAGGAGAGAAGCAAUAAGAGCACUCUCACACAGACCACAACAGUUUGAGUUAACCUUAAAUAAAGGGCAUCAUUUGUAAAGGACAAUAUACAGGGCUGGCGCCCAGAGUGGGGGUUACGAGUUACUGUGCCCCACUCCCUCCCGCUGAAUGCGAGUGAGUGAAAGUGCAGAGCGAGCAUGCAUUCGAAAUUACAAACGCACCCGGGUUGGUUGCUUUCCUCUACAAAUGCGAUGUUUUUAGUGCCCUGGCACCAGCUCCGACAAUAUAUGUACUCUUCUGAUUGCUUGUGUACUGGAGUAUGUUUUCACUUGUAUUUAGACCCUAAAUGUGUGAAGACUUGUUUUGGAGAGGCUGUUUUCUCCCUAAAAAUCAUUUUUCUUGUUUGAGAUGCUUAGCAAAUGACUAAUUCUCCCAAGUGCAAGUCUUAUCUUCAUUGGACACUUCUGAGGCUCUGAACUCAGAUUUACUGCUAUAUUUGGAGCAUUUCCUCUCUCUUCGUUGCAUUUUACGAUAAAUCCUUGUGUUAAUAAAUGGAAGUGGAUCUUUGUGGAUCUAGACAGUAAUGAGUUGCUGAUGACUGAAACUGCAGAUGCGCAGAGGGGCACAAAAGAGGAUGAGAUGUGGGCCGUGGGACUUGAUGUUCUGAGGGAGAGAGUCAUUAGCAGUGUUUAAUCUAAUUGAAAUCUGAGCGGACUCUUGGUAAACUUUAUGGAUUAGAUGUAGGGCUUUUGGACAAUGACAUCUGAUAAUCACAAAACAGUUGUAAUGUUAUGUAUUUUUAUUUUGUAUUAUGUAUUUUUAGUAAAAUACCAUCAUCUCUACCUUUUUAUAAUUUUGAAUCACAAUUUCAAUGUGUCUUGUUAGUUGUAUAUCUGUAAAUGAUGUUCUAUUGCAACAAAAAAAAAGUAAAUUUUGUUUAUGGGUAAAUGUGUGUAUGUGAUGUGUUUACAUUUUCAGUUCUCCAUUGUUGAUAAAAAAAGUAAAAAAAAAAAAAAACUUUAUCAUCUUUCUGGACCAAUGUAGUUCAAUGAUUGUGUAUUUUCUUAGUCUUCGGUAGAACAUCUAAAAAAAAUCAUAAAUUAUAAAUAAGAUUAAUAUUGUUUAUGACACUAAUAAACUGAAAU
Molecule: messenger RNA, 4138 nt
Organism: Pimephales promelas (fathead minnow)
Lineage: Eukaryota; Metazoa; Chordata; Actinopteri; Cypriniformes; Leuciscidae
Product: zinc finger protein 521
Source: RefSeq, a predicted model, not a curated record